This is a messenger RNA of Passer domesticus (house sparrow), 2291 nucleotides long. RefSeq names its product BRICHOS domain containing 5 (gene BRICD5). NCBI's taxonomy places the organism in Eukaryota, Metazoa, Chordata, Aves, Passeriformes, Passeridae. The record is from RefSeq and is a predicted model, not a curated record. The coding region runs from base 939 to 1739 and encodes 266 amino acids. Gene Ontology annotation, biological process: regulation of cell population proliferation. The transcript is spliced from 6 exons.
UUCCAACACCAAAUCUAACCCUGGCAUUCCCCUUUGCCCUGCCCAUGCCCUUGGCCAAAGUCCCUCUCCUCCUUCCUUGUGGGCUCCUGUCACCCAGUUUGUUCAGCCCUGGGCUGUGCGUGAUAGGAAAAAGUCCAAAGCCUGCAAUUUCCCUGGACAGACAUCACACCUAGGAAUUCUUGGCUUUUCCUUGCCUCCACACCUUGGACAUGUCAGGUCUGGAACGUUUUGGGGGCUCCUGGACUGCUCAGGAUCUGUGUGCUCAGGAACUCUGCUCCCACAGGGAGGCUCUCAGGACACGGGUGACAGUGUGAGAGCAGGGGCGGUGACUUUGUGGCACAGCCCUUUUCCCUUUUCCUCCGAGGGUGGCACAGGUGUGUCUGUGUGUCUGUGCAGCCCAGGGACAGCGGGAGCACACCUGGCACAGCAGGAUCACACCUGGCAUAGGAUCACACCUGGUACAGCAGGACCACACCUGGCACAGCAGGAUCAGCACAGGAUCACACCAGGCACAGGAUCACACCAGGCACAGGAUCACACCUGGCACAGCAGGAUCAGCACAGGAUCACACCAGGCACAGCAGGAUCAGCACAGGACCACACCUGGCACAGCAGGAUCAGCACAGGAUCACACCUGGCACAGGAUCACACCUGGCACAGGAUCACACCUGGCCCCAGCCCCAGGAGCUCCAGCAGCACUGAGUUCCUGAUGAAAUUUGGAAAUUGCUGCUGCCACAAGGGCAGGCUGCCACUGUCCUCUGGGCAUUUGAUCUCUCCAAGAGCCUCACCUGGGCCCGUGUGGGGCCGUGCCAGCCCCGGGCACACAAAGGGCUCCAUUGUGGCUCCUGCCCGUGCCGGGGCUGGGCAGGAAGGGCCGUGCUGGGCACUGACAGCAGUGCUCACUCCUGCUCCCUCCUCAGGUUUCCUGGACAGGUAUUUAUGGCCCCCGGACACACGGCCAGGCUCCCCAGCUGUGCCUGGGGCCGGGAUCAUGCCCAGCCCGUGUGUGGGCAGGAGGCAGAGCAGCAGCAGCCAGGCGCUCGCCUGAAGUGGAGGAUGGAAGGAGGGGACGGUGCCGGCCGUGCUGCCCCUGCUGACAGGAGGGCCACAGCACAGUUCCCAGCUCCCUCCAGGACCUUCUGGAUCAUCCUGUCUGUUGCCUUGUUGUUUUUUGUGGUUGUUGGUGUCAGUGUCGUGGGCGUUCUCAGCUCCUCCCCCAGCUCUGCCCAGGCUGGCUCCCAGCUCCUCCGAGUGACACUCCAGGGCCAGCAGGACCCGCUGAGGAACCAGACAGCCGUGGUGGACAAGGCCAGGAGCACUGUCACCUACUACAUCACCUCGCAGAGCAACCAGAGCGCCGUGGUGCUGUACGACAGCAGCAACGGCUACGUGUGCUACAAGCCGCUGCAGCAGCGAGCCUGCUACCUGAGGAGGAUGGAGCCCUGGGACCUGCAGACCCUGCAGACGGCUCUCAACACCUCUGAGCACAGCGCUGAGCAGCUGCUGCAGCCCAACAACCAGACCCAGUUCUACCGGGAGUUCCUGGGCAUCGUGGCCGGGGAGCAGCUGGAGCCCAGGGGGCUGGGGCAGGCUGUGCAGAGCCUGUGUGGGCACAGCUCCAUCUUCUGGGUGCGCAGAGGCCACGGGCCGGGCAGGCAGCGCCUCAUCUACCUGUGCAUUGACAUCUGCUUCCCCAGCAACAUCUGUGUCUCCAUCUGCUUCUACUACCUGCCCGAGUAGGUGCUGCAGCCACGGCCGCCCUCUCUGCCCUCAGACUGGAACUGGACUCCUGAAAAGCCUCUGACUUCCACGAGGAAGGAACACCCACAGCACCCCCAGAGCUUCCUGCUGAUUCCGUGCUGCAGGUCAGGAGUUUAGGGAAGCAGCAUCAGGAGAGUUUAGGGAAGCAGCAUCAGGAGAGUUUAGGGAAGCAGCAUCAGGAGAGUUUAGAAAAGCAGCAGCAGGAGAGUUAAGAGAAGCAGGAGGCCUCUGCUCAGCCCUGUCAGCACAGACUCUGCAGCUCUGCUCCAGGGCUGUGCCUGGAAUUAGGAAUCAGGAGACCCAGGCCCAGAGGAAUCCCAGGAAGCAGCUGAGUUUUGGGGCUCCAGGCUCUGCUCAACACAAGGUGGUUGUUGUUACCUCUGGGGGUGGUUGGCUUUAGGAGAGCAGCUCUCCAAGUCACUCUGAAACACUCUGAAUAAAGGGAUUGCAAACCAAGACAAGAGCUGCUUCUCCUCUUUGCUCAGCCUCUCCCAUCACUGGCAAAGGCUGAUGUUUAUUUUUUCCCACUCU